This is a messenger RNA of Camellia sinensis, 2601 nucleotides long. NCBI's taxonomy places the organism in Eukaryota, Viridiplantae, Streptophyta, Magnoliopsida, Ericales, Theaceae. The record is from RefSeq and is a predicted model, not a curated record.
CACUAUCUUCUUGAUGAUUAUUUUCGCUUCGAUUUGUGGUUCAGAAACUUUUGAACUGUAAUAAAAUGGUAAAUCGAACCAAACAUCUCAAGAAACAGUUUUGAUAUCAUUCAGCUUGUCAAUUUUUUCUUUGAUAGUUCAAAUUCGAAAAUUUCUUAUGGGUUUUGUACAUGGAACUGAUUUUAUUUUUUUUUAUAUGCUUAAGUUUGCAUGUUUGCAUCAUGUAACGCAUUACAAAUUCAUCAAAGAUGAUAAGAAAAAGGGGAAGGAAAUGACAACAAUGAGUUUAUUUGUUGAAAAGUUGAGGCAAUUGUGUUGUGGGAAGUGUUAGUGUAAACAAAUGCAUUAGUUUUGAAUAUUUUGAGAAACAAAUUGUUUCUAGAUUCAUACUAGUAAGUAGUAAAUGGAAAGGAAAAAAAAAAGAAAAGAAAAGACAGUGCAACAUGAGGAGUCAUGGUUAACUUGCAUGUAGCUCUGAGAAAGUAGAAGCUGGUUGCCUGAUUAUUGGAAUUUUGUGUGUUUUCAAAAUGACUUUGAUCUUGCAAAACUUUGGAAACUUAUUUGGAGGAAGCUUACUAGAUAUGAGAGUCAAGAUGCAAAAUUGCUUUGUAAUGUAUACAAUUUAAAAGUUAGCAAUUUACAAAGGGAUAUAUUUAAAAAUCGUUCCUUCUUGACAGCAUAAGGCAACACAGGAAAAUAUUGAAGCAGACAACGAUCACAAAUUGUAAAAGAAUAGUGGUAAAAUUCAAAUGAACAUUUUCAUAAGUAAUAAUUUUAAGCCAAUAUGAGAAUCUUGAUGGAUAAGUGGCAAUGCAAUGAUGGAUGUGGGAGGAGCUAAGGGAAAACAUUGAAGAUGGUCUGGUUAUAUGUGAUUGAUGAUUGUGAUUUGCUUGAAGGAGGAGGAGACUCAAUUUAGAUGAACAUAUGCAUGAAUGGCUUCAAGUUGAAAUGGGGAUGUUGUUACCUUAAAGAAAAGAAGGAUGAAGGAUGAAUCUUUAUCAAGGGAUAUUGUGUGCAACCACUAUUAAUGAGUGAAUGAUAUUGUUGGUGGGUUGAACAAGUUGAAAGCUUUAGACAAACAAGAGGCAGGCAAGAAAACAAUUUGGCAUUGACAAAACAAAAGUGAGGCUGUUUCUCUCAGAUGAAUCUCCUGCCCAAGUUGGGUUGGGUGCUCAGGAUCACCUCCAAGCAAAGGAAUCAUGGCUCUCGCCACCAACAGGAAUGGGCUCUGAUGACAAUUUGCCACCCGGUUUUGAAGGUGCUCAUCCUGCCAACCUGUUGAAGAAUAAGUUGUCCCAAAUCCCUCUUAUUAAAUGGAGUUUUCCUCCUAAAUUUGUGUUGGACUCCACAUGGCAAGUGGCUGCUGGGGAAGAAAGCAAAGAAGUGGAGAUACAAAACCAGCGGGAGAUGAGAGUGCUCGAGGCUGUUUAUCCUCGUCCAUCUGCCAUUCCUCCAAACCCUUCUGUGUUAAUGGGCAUUGAAGACUCUCACAAUGAUCUGAACACUCCUCAGAUCUCCAUCACGCCCAUUGAAGAUGAAGAUGCAGAUACAUCAGUUGAUCCCAUGGUACAGAACACCAUUCCCAUGAGCUCACAGGCUCCACUAUUGGCUCCUGGAAUGCCUACUGCAUCACAGGGCGGUUCCAGUAGUUACCCUAACCCUAAUGCCAAUGGAAAUGCAGUGGCUGCUGGAAUGAUCCCUGGGGUUGAACCAGAUGUGGCAGCGGCUGCACAAGCAGCCUUGACUGCAAUAAUGACAAGCAAUGACCAAGGAAGCUUGAUUGACCAGGAUUUGCUCAUUAAAAUUCUCAGCAAUCCAACCUUAAUUGAAAAACUAAUUGCAGACCACAUAGCAGCCGCUAACCCUCAGACCAUGCCCCCCAUGCCAAGGCCUCCCGGGAUAAUUUUAUCUGAGCCACCUCCAGUUCAGAUCAGCCGGGCAGAAGCUGGUGGACCCCAAUUGGCAGGUCCUCCAAGUGGACAGUUCUACACUCCACCAAAUAGAGUGGGACCCAUUCCAGCUGAAGUUCUUCCAGUUCCCUCUCCACCUGUGGGGCCUCCUGUUGCAAAGGACAUUAACUAUUAUAAGAGUUUGAUUCAACAACACGGGGGAGAAAGACAAGAGAACCCUCCACAGUUUGGUAGUAGCCAUCACAACCACCAAUUAGGAGUGAACCAGGAAUCGGUAAAUAACCCUACACCAAGGGAUUUGAAGCCCAAGAUUAUGAAGCCAUGCAUCUAUUUUAACAGUUCAAGGGGAUGCCGGCACGGAUCCAACUGUUCAUAUCGACAUGAUGCGUCAUCGCUGCAGCGGGCCAGUAGCAUGCCGGAGGUGCAAAGUGCAAAGAGAAUGAAGUUGGAUAGGGAGAUUACAGGUGCAUGAUCAUGCAUUUAGCGUCACUCUGUAUAUUUUUUCAAGAGGAAUGACUAAUUGAUGCCCGGCCUAUUUUAUAUAUCUCCUCUGACUUGGUUUUUUUUUUUGGAAAGAAGUAUUGAUUCAAUUUAUUUAUUUUUCUUGUGUGAAACAUUGCGUGAUACUCAAAUUAUGAGUGCGAGCCUUGAUAUCUACCAACAAUUCCUGAAUUGUAGGUAUAGCUCCCAA